Molecule: messenger RNA, 762 nt
Organism: Suricata suricatta (meerkat)
Lineage: Eukaryota; Metazoa; Chordata; Mammalia; Carnivora; Herpestidae
Gene: SAMD5
Product: sterile alpha motif domain containing 5
Exons: 2
Coding region: 1-519 (172 amino acids)
Molecular function (GO): protein binding
Source: RefSeq, a predicted model, not a curated record
AUGUGCACCAACAUAGUUUACGAGUGGCUGAAAGCGCUGCAGCUCCCGCAGUACGCGGAGUCCUUCGUGGACAACGGCUACGACGAUCUGGAGGUGUGCAAGCAGAUCGGCGACCCCGACCUGGACGCCAUCGGGGUGCUGGCGCCCGCGCACCGCCGCCGCAUCCUGGAGGCCGUGCGCCGGCUGCGGGAGCAGGAUGCCGCCGCCGCCGGCCUCUACUUCACGCUGGAGCCGCAGCCGCCGCCCGUGCCGCCCGCGGUGUCCGUGCCCACCGGCCGCCGGGGGGAGCCGUGUGGCGGCCCGGCCCCGGGAGCCCGCGGGGACCCCCGCGGCCAGACGACCGCCCCCCGCAGCAGGGAGCUGGUGAGCUACCCCAAGCUGAAGCUGAAGAUCAUGAUCAGGGAUAAGCUCGUCCGCGACGGCAUCCACCUGAGCAAGCCGCCGUACUCCCGCAAGGUCCCAAUGGCUGGCAUCCUAGAGUACUUAAUGAAUUGGCCGAAGUCAUCACAGAGCCGCUAGAUAUCAUUUUUGAGAACUCGUGGAGGACUGAUGAGGUGCCUGAAGACUGGAAAAGGGCAUAUUUAGAACCUUCUUUCAAAAAAGGGACUGGAUGAUGACCCUGGAAAUACUCAUCAGCUUAACUUUUUGCUUGGAAAAAUUCUGGAAUUAUCGACUUAGUAUACUGGGUAACUAACUUACAACAGCUAGAAAUGAGGCAGUGAAACAUCACAUAAAGAAGAACGAAGUUCAGUUUUGAGAUAA